AUGGCGGCUGGUUCAGGGAGCAGAUGGACAGAAGCAGAAACAAAAUCAUUAUUGGAUGCGUAUGGAGAACAAAUAAUUCAAGAAGCUAUCGAUGGAAUGGCAACUAACAAGGUUGUUUACGAUGAAAUUAGCAGGAUACUAAAAGAGCACUCAAAUAUCGACAGAACAACGUCCCAAAUAGAAACGAAAAUUAAGAAAUUGAGAAGUGGUUACAGCAAGUUAAAAGAUCGUAUGAAACAGUCUGGAUCUGAGAGGCCGUACUUUUCGAGUGCUCUAUCAAGUGUAGAAAAAACUGCUUUAAAAGUUUGGGAGCAAUUGGAUAGGAUUCUAGGUAAAUAUUGAUGAAUAAUUGUUCAAAUAAAACUUAAAUAAAUUUAAUGCCAAAUGCUGCUCAUUUUCUACAUGUUUGCAUGAUAACUUUAGGACAGAAAAGGGAAAGAGGUUAUUUCGCUGGCCUCAGAGUGACAAAACGUAAGAAAGCAACGGUUUUACUAACACUAACCCUAUUCCAAACACAAACUCUAACCCUAUAUAAACCCUAAUCCAAAUCCUUGACCUAACCUUAACCUAACCCUACUCCAAGUUUGUUUCUAAACCAAUCUUGAAGAAAAAAUUUUUGACGAAAUAUCAUUCUGAAUUUAGCGAAAUAAUUUCUUCCCAGAAAAGGUUGGGUCAAUCAAUUUGAAAGUUCAGUAAAAUUUGAAAAUUUCACAACCAAUCUAGAGUUUGUGAUGUAUUGUGUAAAGUUUGGCACAGUUUGUAUAGAUCGUUUAAUUAAAGUAGUUAAUAAAGCACAAAUUCAGAGUAAACAUUUUAAAGUCAAAUUCUCAGAAAUGGCACAAAGCUUGGUUUUCACAUGUCGUAAUUCAUUGACAAUGUUUCCAUUGUUGAUGAUCACUAAAUAUUAAAUUAAUUUCUUUCCGACAGACAAAGCAUUUUAUGCACCAAUGACCAAAAAAGUUCUUUUGUUUAUAAUUAAUAACAGGUCCUCGACCAGUGAAUAAUCCUCCUGAAGAACAGUUGUUUGAAAGUGGAACACAGCAAGUAGAGCAGUGUGAUGAUGUUGAUGCAGCAUUAGAUAUGUCAGAAGACGAGCAAUCUGCCAGUGCUAGUAACCCACAACUAGGGAUCCAAGGAUAGUGUGAAGUUUCAAAUUUAAAAAGACACUGCAAGAACUAUAUAGGGUCGCCGACAACCUAGAAAAGCUUGAUGGUUUACACUACGAAAUAAACAGUUACCAAAGGCAUUUCAUCUCAUUAUUUAUUGCUUUUAAUACGCUCGGCACACGAGUAGCGUGACGUUUGAAACAAGCCUAACACAUCAGAAACGUGCCUUGUGAAACUGAUGCUAUUUAUCUAUUUAUUGUGAUGCUACACGCGACAAUUCGAAAUUUAAAUUGUUUCACCAACAACCAAAUUUUGCAUAUUCUAAAUUUUCAUUUGCAUUUGCAGUUGUCGCUAAAAGCAUCCCCACGAGGCUACUGCUAUGCUAAAUUUAUCUAAUAAACUAUAAUUGAAAUAGCUGUAUAAGAUAUGUUAUGAAUAAUAAGCACUACGUCGUUACAUCAUUAAAAGACGCAUUUUAUCCUCAUCCGUUCCGUAUUUUACCCGCAUAUCCGUUCCGUGGAUCCGCUCCAUCCGCUUCCGCAUUUUAACUUAAUUGUGACAUAACAAUGAAAUUGGUUAAAAGUGAAACCAUUGGUUUCAGUUGUUCAAUCGUUCUCUUGUAAUGGUUGAAUAAAUAAACCUUUGUGUGUGUGUAUUCUUUCCUGUUAAGUGCCCAUCCAGGGUCACAAGGCCUGGCCAUUUACCAUAUGUGACAAUGGUAAAUGAGCUCACGAGUGGAAGAAAUACAUUCGUUCGUUCGUUUAUUAUUAUUAGGGAUAUAUGUAGAAAAGGGUAUGUAUAUCGCUGGAAACUCAGUGAGUGUUUUAUGUUGUUAUUUUAAUUGUGAUAUGUUUCACAAUAACAAGUUUCAUUGACCUUUGACUUUUCCCAGUGUGACGUGUGUCUAUUUUCAGCUUUUCGCAUGUGUUGAAUAUAAAUAUCACUUUAGAUUUCAAUAGUUUCACAGUUAUAGCAGUGUUUAAAGCAUUUUUGACAAGCUUUGAUACAGUUCUGUGUACAGAAUACUACAGAUUGAUUCUCGUAAGAUCUGGUAGAGUUAUCGUUGCACUGAACACGAGUUUGCACCGUUGACAACGGCGUUGUGCUAGACAGUAAACAAAGACAAGGUCCGUGACAGUACACGUUGGCUACAUGUACCUCCUUGCAUAAAGCUUGUUGGCGAGCAAAGCGAUUGGCGAUAACACGUUGGCAAUAACACAAUGGCUAUCUCCUCGUCUUUCUUAUUUAAAUAAGGAGCUCAGACUCAACUGAUUUCUUUAGUCUCGCAAGUUAUUUUCCUCGUAAACGCCGUACAAACAUUUACCCGUUUAAUAGUUGUUUAUGCUUUAUUGAUCUGGUACAGAUCUGAUGCAAUUUUUCGCUCUUUGUACUGAGUGUAGCCAUCUAUUCUGUGAUGUAGCACCUUAUACAGUCAAUGACAAUGUAUACUGAAUACACAGUCUAAAUAAUAUCGAUGGGCACUUACAUAUUAAUUGAUGCCGGUAAUGCAUAACAGAAAUUUAUAUAUUGUAUUAUUGCGUAGAAUCUCAAAGAUUUUCUCAAUAUUCAUGUCUGAAAUGUUUAUAUACUUGAAAACAACACUGUCUCGCUUCUGCCUACGUACUGUACCUCUGUAUAAUGAGUAUGCCGUGAAAAUAAUAUCGGCACUCAAUUGAAUGCCUAGAAUCUCAAAGAUUUUCGACUCAAUAUAACAAUAUUUACGUCUGAAAUGUUUAUACACUUGACUGCACUGUCUAGGCGGUCUAACUCCUUCCUAGCUCUGUAUAAUGAAUAUGCCGUCUAAAUAUUAUCGGAACUUAAUUGAACGCCCGUAAUGCAUAAGAUCAAUUUAUAUUUUGCGUAGAUUUUCAAAGAUUUACUCAGUUUUCACGUCUGAAAUGUUUAUACAUCUGAAAACUACACUGUCACUCCUUCCUUGCAUAUCGUCACACCAUCGUGAUCUACGGCUUGAUAGCGCAUGCGCAUUUGCGCUACUAAAGAAAAAAUCGGGUGUUCCGGGGUAAAGAUCCUUUACACAACAUGACAAGCGAAUGUUCUAAAAUUUACAAAAAAUUACAAUAACGAAAGCGAUUCCUCAAUAUUUUUGUGAACUUGGCAAAAGGAUAACAGGAUAUGUAAAUAAGUUAACUGAAAUUGCCUAAAUAACCUUCAAAGCACUGACUAAGUACGAUAAAUCACUACGAACAUAUAUCGUAUACACCCCCCGGAAAGUUUACUGUAUGACUGACUGAAUGAAUGACUGAUAAGUUUGAAUUUCCCCCCAGUCAUCACAAUACUGUAGAGUCGAAUGAACUCAGGCUCACAGUUCAUUGAGCCGAAUGAACUCAAGCUCACAGUUGAUCGAAAUGGAUCCCGGACAUGUCAGUGAGGAGCAAAAUCUGGGAGAACAUUCCUGGCGUCAGGAUCAUCAUAUCCGUCAUGUACUAUGGGGCCUAGUGGGGAUGCUAGACAGGGAGCUUUCGAAACCUUAGGUCCUAAUGGCUGGGCUUCCCUCUACCUCUACUCAUCCCCCUACCUUCCCUCUGGGUUGGUGAGUGGGGUUCUCAUGACUCAUCAGAACUCUACUUCCCUGAGGCUAUGAAACAGGAACAGCAGAUAGGAACAGGAUCAAUAUAUUCAUCAGUGCAAAUAAAAUUUUUUAUAGACAUGGUGCCACUUAAAAUUAUAUUAAGAGCCAACUAGUAAGAUAUAAGUAUGAAUACUUGGCUAUUAUGUAUGUAACAAACAACCAAACAUGUGCUCAAGGCUCAUUUUACUUCACCUAGGAAUCAGAGAUUUUUAUGCCUAAAACACCAUAAAUUUUCGUCAACAAUAUAAAUAAAUACCAUUUAUAUUUGUCAAUUUCAGUAUGAAACGAUUAUUUCAACACAAAAAAGCGAUAUGAGGACAUACUUGGUCGUACUAGUGAAGCUAUACUAAAUACAAAUAAAUUUACAACGCCAUGGCAACGGCAAAACAUUGAAAUAGAAAUUGUCUAGAAAUGAUACAAAUACUUGCCUUGAAACUCCAGACACGACUCCCAAUGCCAGGUUGAGAUACUUGUCUUCAUACGAAGACAUUCCAUCAUUACUAGCACUAUCAGUUUGCAAAAUAAAGCCAAAAACGUCUUCAGAAUGCGAUUCAAACAAAACUACAACACAAUACAUUUCAACGCCCGUGCGUGAUAAUCAGGAAAAUUGCUCUAAAAGAUUUGUUUUUCUGCCUAAGCCAAUCAAAAUCCGUAUCUAGGGUAAACAAACACUCCGGAAGUGAUUCCUGCAGUCUUUUACCAGGAAACUGUAAUGCUUUACCAAGAAUUUGGCGUCCGAAGUUGGCCGAACACUUUCCGAUCACGAGAAUUGCCAUAAUAGGCUUAGAUUAUUUCGCAAUUUCCCGAGACUGCUCCGAGCUAUAGAAUGGAAGAUGGCGAUUCUUUUGGUAUAUUUGUUAUUAUUAUACGUUGAAAAGAAGCAAAAAGACGAGCAUUUGAAUCAGGCAGAACAUUCAAAAUGCAACAGCAAAAUUGAUAAUGUGUCAUUUGCAGAAAUUUCACCGCAUUGAUCAUUUCAAGGUAAGAAAUUCGCUUGAAAUUGAGCGAGAAACAAUAAAAUUAUAUGAAUAUUUCUGAAUAUAUAGUAUCGAUCAAGCAGAAUUUUUUGGUGGUAUUUUCGUAUGACUACUGCAAAUACUCGCGAAGUUCUUUAAUAUUUAAUCUUCCCGUCAUAUACGUCGGAAAUUAAUAUUGGCGGAUCGAAUUGAGUUAAGUUACAGGGGCCGGUUGUACGAAAGGCGGAUAAAUCGCUAUCCGGUGGAUAAGUCCCUAUCCAGUGGAUAAAUUUUAUCCGGAGUGAAAAUCGCGUUGUACGAAGCUUGGAUAGCGCUAUCCAACAGAUAAAAUGUACUAUCCAUUGGAUAAAUUUAUCCGAGGUCCGGAGGUAGUUUAAAUCCACUAUCCGGCGGAUAAACUCAAAGUUUGAAGACAAAACAAUGUGUAUUUCAUUUAAAAGAGAUUGCCAUUGUGAUAGAAAUGGACAACUACUGUUUAGGAGUCCUUUUUUUGACACUAAAUAAACAUGGAAACUUACUUAUGAGUUCUCUUGCUCUUCUCAGACGUACCGAGCUCACUUUGAGUCACUUGCCCAUUAAAUAAUGCCAUGACUUUGCCAUAUUUUAUGCAGACCUGUGUCAGUGCUUAGAUGUUACGUUUUCUGGCCUUUUUCCUUCUUUUUUUUCUGUUAUAUAGCUUGAAAACAAGCAAUAAAACUUUCAUUAAAUGAGUUCCUUUCAACGCCAAACAAAUAUAGCUGCAUAUAAAUAGACAACAAGGCACCGAAAGUCGAAAAAUUUUGUUUGCUGGCCUUGAUCAGCCAAUCAAAUUUUGCGAGAAAAUGUUCUUAAAAUUGUUUUGAAUGACGUGAAAUAAAAUAAAACUGAAUCAACGUACUGAAACAAGAAAACAAAACUCGCAGUCUUUGCUAUUGCCUUCGCAUAAAGAAGCCAAAAAUCUUUUAAAUAAAUAUCGAUAAGUAGAUAGCAAACUCUUCACUGUGGGAAAACGAAGUAUUGCAACGAUUAGACGAGAAAAACUCCAAAAUAUAAACAUGAACAAAAAACCUUUAUUGCAAGUUGAUAGUUCAAAGGUUAGCGGAAUUCACAAGUUAUACUACAACAAAAGUUUACAAAUACCUAGCAACAGCUGGCGUAGAGAUAAGAAAUUUCAGGAAAAUCCGGUUUUCUCCGGUUAAAAUUAAGGUUAUCCAAUGGAUAGCUAUCCACCCUGCUAUCCGUGCUUCGUACAACGCAUUUUUAUUCGGCAGAUAGCUAUCCAUUGGAUAGGACUUAUCCACUGGAUAACUUAUCCACCUUUCAUACAACCGGCCCUAGUAGUACAGCAUACAGCAAACGACUUGUCUAUGUUCACUCUCUCUCUGUUGGUAGAGUUUACCAUGUAAACCACGAUGCAUUGCUAUGUUAAGGGGGCUUUGUGUUGUUUUUCAGAGAAAAAACCCCAAAUUGAUAUAGUAUUUAUACUGUAAAGUAGCUUGUUUGAACAGGUGCCAAAGCCUAAAUACUGUAAAAAGUGUAUAAUUUAGCUUGAAGCACCAUUUGCUGUGUAUGCCUGUAGUGUUUCUAGAGUUUGGUGUAAAUGGGGUCAUGAAUUACAGGGUGGUUUAGGGUAACGUCUUAUUGUUUACUGGUCUUAAACAUUUUUAUGGGAUUUUAACCGGUUUUCUGGACGUAAUUUCGGUUCUAGUUAAGCUACAGGAGUACAACAUACAGCAAACGACUUAUCUAUGAUCGCUCUCUUUACUGGUAGAGUUGAAAAAACCCAAAUUGAAACUGAAAAAAAACAAAUUGAUGGUAUUUAUACUGUAAAGUAGCUUGUUUAUAUUAAACAGGCGCCCAAGACUAAAUACUGUAAAGAAUGUACUCGUUUAACUUGACGCACCCUUUGCUAUGUAUGCCUAAAAUUUUUCCAGAGUUUGGUGUAAUUGGGGUCGGUGGUUCUUGAAUUACAGGGUGGUUUAAGGUGACGUCUUAUUGUUUACUGGUCUUAAACAUUUUUAUGGGAUUUUAACCGAUUUUCGCAUUGUAAUUUUAGUUCUAUUUAAGCUACAGCAGUGCAACAUACAGGAAACGACUUAUCUAUGUUCGCUCUCUCUGGCGGUAGAGUUUAACAUGUGUACAACCAUGCAUUGCUAAGUUAAGGGGGCUUUGUGUUGUUUUUCAGAGAAAAAAAAACAAAUUGAUAGUAUUUAAACUGUAAAGUAACAUGUUUAAACAGGUGCCAAUUAAAGCCUAAAUACUGUGAAGAAUGUAUUCGUUUAACUUGACGCACCCUUUGCUAUGUAUGCCUAAAAUUUUUCCAGAGUUUGGUGUAAUUGGGGUCAGUGGUUCUUGAAUUACAGGGUGGUUUAAGGUGACGUAUUGUUUACUGGUCUUAAACAUUUUUAUGGGAUUUUAACCGAUUUUCGGAAUGUAAUUUUAGUUCUAUUUAAGCUACAGUAGUGCAACAUACAGGAAACGACUUAUCUAUGUUCGCUCUCUCUGGUGGUAGAGUUUAACAUGUGUACAACCAUGCAUUGCUAAGUUAAGGAGGCUUUGUUUUGUUUUUCAGAGAAAAACCCCAAAUUGAUAGUAUUUAAACUGUAAAGUAACUUGUUUAAACAGGCGCCAAAGCCUAAAUACUGUAAAGAAUGUAUUCGUUUAACUUGACGCACCCUUUGCUAUGUAUGCCUAAAAUUUUUCCAGAGUUUGGUGUAAUUGGGGUCGGUGGUUCUUGAAUUACAGGGUGGUUUAAGGUGACGUCUUAUUGUUUACUGGUCUUAAACAUUUUUAUGGGAUUUUAACCGAUUUUCGGAUUGUAAUUUUAGUUCUAUUUAAGCUACAGCAGUGCAACAUACAGGAAACGACUUAUCUAUGUUCGCUCUCUCUGGUGGUAGAGUUUAACAUAAACCCAAAUUGAUAGUAUUUAAACUGUAAAGUAACUUGUUUAAACAGGCGCCAAAGCCUAAAUACUGUAAAGAAUGUAUUUGUUUAACUUGGCUCACCCUUUGCUAUGUAUGGCUUAUUUGUUUCCAGAGUUUGGUGUAAUUGGGUUCAGUGGUUCUUGAAUUACAGGGUGGUUUAUGGUGACGUCUUAUUGUUUACUGGUCUUAAACAUUUUUAUGGGAUUUUAACCGGUUUUCUGAAUGUAAUUUCAGUUCUAGUUAAGCUAGAUAAGUGUACUACACAGAAUUUUGUGCACUUUGGUUGUUAUUCAUUUAUAUUAUUAGACUGAUAUUAAUCUAUAAUUGUAUAUCAUAUGAAAUCCGCUGUCUAUUAGUUGCAUAUUAUCUGUUCUUUGUGUGUUUUAUAUUGAAUAAAUUGGUAUUUUGUUUAUUGUAGGAACGAUGGAUGAAGGCCAACGUGGAGAAGAUGCAGUGGAGGAAAGAACGAUCGUAGAAGAAGGCCAUGACAAAGAAGAUGCAGUUGAUGAAGAAACAAUGAUGGAAGGAAUCCAAGGCAGUAAAGAUGCCGUGGAGGCAAUUACAUGUAAGAGCUCUGUUUCGAACAAUAAUGGAACUCUGUCUGGUAAUAAAAGAGGCUGGUGGUGA
Molecule: messenger RNA, 8203 nt
Organism: Paramuricea clavata
Lineage: Eukaryota; Metazoa; Cnidaria; Anthozoa; Malacalcyonacea; Plexauridae
Source: the annotation of a GenBank genome assembly